AUGUGGAGGGAUGAUUCCGCCCCACGCACAACAGCCGAACGUCUUCGCGCGGCACGUCGAGAUGAAAUAGCGGCUCUUUACAACCAAUCAAUUGAGCGGCAAUUUAACAAUAAGAACAAUCACAACAAUCUUCAUUCCACCUCCGAGAGACUUGUAGGCUCUAAUAAAAUUGGGCUAGACACGUACUUGUGUGCAAGGAGUCGUGGUGGACAGUUGUGCGAAGACGGAGUACCGGUGAUGAAGCGACUCAUGCAAGGCGAAUAUCAGAAUGAGAGAAACGUAGAGUCGAAGUGUAUGCAAACAGUCAACACAGAAAAUAUAAUUCCAUCAUCAUUAUCAUUAUCAUUAUCAUUAUUAUCUCCAUCAGAAGUAGGAGUAGCAGACACAGUGUGUACAGACACAUCCUUUGAUGCCGCAUCUCUCAAUAUCAAAUCCUUUGAAAAGCCCAUUAAAGUCUUAAAUAAAAACUGGAGCCGAAGCGAAAUGUGUAGAAAACGUCACUGGUGUACAUAUGGGACGCCUCACUCUGCUGCCACUACUACAGUGAAUGGUAUGAAAACAUCAUCACCAGAGUUACUACAACGUCCUGCUUCCGCCUCUACACUAACAACAACAACAACAAUGACAACUCGCAAUAGACCUGGAUCUUCUGCAUCUAUUCCUUCAUCCCUAAUGACACACAGAACUACGAAUACUAAUACUAAUACUAAUACUAAUAAUACUACGAAUACUAAUACUACUGCGAAUACGAAUAACACAAUGACAACGAGAUCCAUGUUGAGAUCUGGCGCAGAAACAGCAAGGAACGGUAGAAGUUCUAUGAUAAAGGGGCGACAGCAACAUCUUGGGAAAUCUUACAGGUGUCAGUCAACACAACCACAGCAGAAGAAUAAUGUUAAUACUAGUAGUGGUGGGUUGUUAUUAUCAAAGGACGAAUAUCGACGCAUUCGUGAGUUAAUCACUCCAUUGUAA
Molecule: messenger RNA, 972 nt
Organism: Trypanosoma theileri
Lineage: Eukaryota; Euglenozoa; Kinetoplastea; Trypanosomatida; Trypanosomatidae
Exons: 1
Coding region: 1-972 (323 amino acids)
Source: RefSeq, a predicted model, not a curated record